Molecule: messenger RNA, 2001 nt
Organism: Knipowitschia caucasica
Lineage: Eukaryota; Metazoa; Chordata; Actinopteri; Gobiiformes; Gobiidae
Source: the annotation of a GenBank genome assembly
AUGGAUGGAAAGGCAGAGACUCUGGCCCUGAAGCGUGAAGUGGGGCUGGUUGGGGCCGUGUCCCUGAUCGCAGGGACCAUGAUAGGGUCUGGGAUCUUCAUGUCUCCACAGACAGUGUUGUUCACCAUUGGCAGUCCUGGAGCUAGUUUGGUGGUAUGGGCGAGUUGUGGCGUCUUGGUGAUUCUGGCUGCGUUCUGCUACUCAGAGCUGGGCACUGUCAUAAAGGAGUCCGGGGGAGAGUACAUUUACAUCCUGCGGACCUCUGGCCCCGUCAUGGCCUUCAUGUUGAUCUUCAGCUCAGUGCUGUUUGUCAGACCAGCUGGAGUGGCCGGAAUCUCUCUCAGCUUUGCGCAGUAUGCAGUGGCUCCUUUCUACCCCGAGUGUCCUCCACCGUCACUGCUGGUCAAGGCGGUGGCCGCAGUCUCCAUCCUGGUCCUGGCGACUGUGAACUGUCUGAAUGUGCGCUUCUCCAUGUCCGUGCAGGUCUUCUUCAUGGUGGCCAAAGUUCUGGCUCUGGCGGUCAUUAUUGUAGGAGGUGUGGUCAUGCUUAUCAAUGGGCACACAGAAAACUUUGAAAACUCUUUUGAAAAUACCAAUGUUGGAAUCAAUCCCAUUGGUAUUGCUUUCUACCAGGGGCUGUGGUCUUAUGACGGCUGGAACAAUCUCAACUAUGUGACUGAGGAGCUCAAGCGCCCGGAGAUGGCCCCUGAGAAGCACAUGCUGAGCCUACAGAGGGAGAUCGGGCUCCUGGGAGCAGUGUCCUUCAUCGCGGGGACUAUGAUCGGUUCUGGGAUCUUCAUCUCACCUCUGUAUGUUCUCUCUGCCAUCGGGAGUCCUGCAGCCAGCCUCAUCAUCUGGGCAGGCUGUGGGGCCCUGGCACUGCUGGGGGGCCUGUGCUAUGCCGAGCUGGGCACAGUGAUCCCAGAGUCUGGAGGAGAGUAUGUUUACAUGCUGCAGACCACAGGGAGGGUCUCGGCCUUUGUGUUUGUGUUCAGCUUUGUGAACGUGUUGAGACCGGCCAGUGCCACAGGGAUAGCUCUGAGUGUGGCCGAGUACGUGGUGGCUCCUUUCUACACUGACUGUCCUCCUCCUCAGCAGCUGCUCAAGUGUGUGGCCGCCGUGAGCAUCCUGGCUGUGGCUCUGGUGAACUGUGCCAGUGUCCGGGCUGCGACCCUCAUCCAGGUGCUCUGCACAGCGGUCAAGCUGCUGGCUCUCAGCGUCAUUGCUGGGUUAUACUCUUAUGAUGGAUGGAACACUCUGAACCUUUUAACUGAGGAGCUGAAGUAUCCAGAAGUGAACCUCCCCAGAGCUAUCAUCAUUGCUAUCUCCCUGGUCACUGGACUGUAUCUGCUGGUCAAUGUCAGCUACCUCACUGUGAUGACCCCAAAGGAGCUCAUGAUGUCAAAUGCAGUCGCCGUCACAUGGGGGAACAAGGUGCUGGGGAGCUGGGGCUGGAUCAUGUCAGUGGCUGCUGCGUUAUCUGCUUUUGGAUCUCUCAAUGGGACAUUUUUUAGUGGUGGCAGAGUCUGUUUUGUUGCGGCUCGAGAAGGACACAUGCCUGAUAUUCUGUCCAUGGCCCACGUGCACAGACUGACUCCGUCUCCAGCCUUAAUUUUCACCACGUUUGUCUCCUUGCUGGUUCUCAUCCCCGGGGAUUUUCAAAGUAUCGUCAACUAUUUCAGUUUCACAGCUUGGUUUUUCUAUGCAAUCACCAUGAUAGGGCUUUUAUAUCUUAAGAUCAAAAGACCAGAUCUCCCUCGGCCGUACAAGGUUCCCAUUGUCCUCCCUGUAACUGUCCUCAUCGCAGCCGUCUUCCUCGUGCUCGCUCCCAUCAUCGACAGCCCCCAGAUCGAGUACCUCUACGUCGCUUUGUUCAUUUUCAGCGGCGUCAUCGUCUACGUCCCCUUCAUUCAUUACAAGAUGUGUCCCGGGCUUCUGACCAAACUCACCCAGUUCUUACAGCUGCUAUUAGAAGUAGCACCAGCAGAAAAAAACGUAUAA